AUGGUUGCAAAAUUGAAUUAUCUUGAAAACGUGACAGUUAGUUUGGUGAAACAACCUGACACUGCUCAUCACGAGCUUGUGAUAGAAUACGAGAGCCAUGUUGAGGACAGUGCCGACUUCAACCUUUCUCAGCUCAUCUACAGUCAAGCGCAAGAGGCGGAGGAAAAGCCAGAAGUUUGGUCUCGUCGUUCACGUUACUCUGAGAUUGAUGAGAAUGUUGUUGCAGUUUUCGUCGAAGUAGACGCAAACUGUCCAGAUCAG
Molecule: messenger RNA, 261 nt
Organism: Strongylus vulgaris
Lineage: Eukaryota; Metazoa; Nematoda; Chromadorea; Rhabditida; Strongylidae
Source: the annotation of a GenBank genome assembly